AUGAUACAGUUCUGGACCAAAAAGAAAAAGAGGAACAAAAAAGAAAUCUCUCCCUCGGGGAAUCGAACCCCGGUCUCCCGCGCUUAUCGACCAAGGAAGAUGCGAUGGUUGAGUUACUGCUCGACCACUUGGCUGGUUGAUGCCUACCAUCAGAGUGAUAAGCCUAACAUUGCUAAGUUAGCGCGAGAAUUUGGGGUUCCGUACGGUCGGCUACGCUGCCGUCUCCAUGGGCGCAAGCCUAAUUCCGCCGUUGAGCGAGCAUUAAAAUCCUGGAUAGCCUCUCUACAUAAUGCAUAUACCUCUCCUACCCCAGAGAUCGUGGAGCGUGCCGCCAAUCACCUCCUAAAAGAUCGGGUGGUUAGCGAAAGCUGGGUAUACCGCUUUAUAAAAACACUACCCCCAGAGAUGAACUAUACCAACCUAAAACCUACCGAAAAAUCGAGAGAUAAUAGCGAGAAUUUCGGAGCUUUAUUCCUUUGGUUUAAUAACCUUUCUACGGUUAUGAAGAAGCAUCAAUUCCUACCAAACGAGAUCUUUAAUUGGGAUGAAACCGGCUUCCAAAUCGGCCAAGGCAAGCGCCAAAAGGUUAUUACAUCUAGUACUAGAUGUAGUAAUCCUACCGGUGGCCAAGUAGAAUCGAUUACCGGUAUUGAAUGUAUCGCUGCCGAUGGUUGGGGUAGUCUACAUAUGGUAGAGUGGUAUGAGAAUAUUCAAACCCCCGAUUUUCGAAUCAAGCCUACCCCCAAUGGUUGGAUUGACGAUGAAACUGCACUUCAAUAG
Penicillium hordei is the source of this 780-nucleotide messenger RNA. Its product is annotated as DNA-binding domain-containing protein. Gene Ontology annotation, cellular component: nucleus. The coding region runs from base 1 to 780 and encodes 259 amino acids. The transcript is spliced from 5 exons. Gene Ontology annotation, molecular function: DNA binding. NCBI's taxonomy places the organism in Eukaryota, Fungi, Ascomycota, Eurotiomycetes, Eurotiales, Aspergillaceae. The record is from RefSeq and is a predicted model, not a curated record.